CACCGCUAGAGGCAGAGAGAGAGAGAGCCCCACAGCUCAUACCACCUACAUAAAAUACUGUACUGUGUAUUUACAGCCCACCAUCACCACCGAGGCAAAAUGUCCAGAACGCCAUGCAGGAGAAGCCCCUCUUCGAACGCGGGCCAGGUACCCGCAACGGACCGAAUCGGGUUGUGCGCGCGCCUUCCCUUUCCCAAGGGCUUGUUUUCCCCAAGUGCGAGACAAUCCUUGGAAUCCUUUUUGUGCGUCCUGUGGUCUCGCCAUCCACAUGUUGCAACCAUCACGGAUCAUCAGCCCACCUCAUCUCCCCCUCCCGACGCGCACGGAAAUGCCACCGACGGACCUCUCCUCGCUUAUCAUCGAUCCCGUCAAAACCAGGCAGGAAAGGAAGACUAUGUGGGAAAGGAGAGGAAGAGGUGGAGGAGAGAUAUACUAUUAUUGUACACACCGGACGCUGUCCGAUAGUGGGAAAACAAGAAGUCACGAUCGUCCGCCAACGUCCACUACCACAGUCCACGGGUACAGCGCAGUAUACAGUAUACAUUCACAAACGCCGCCGCCGCCCGCCGCUGUAGAUCUCUUUCCUUCCCUUCCCACCACACCCACACCGCACGGCCGUACCCAUGCUUGCGCAAUGCUCCCAACGUCCUCCAUCGAUCCAUCCCAUCCGCCGCAAAGCGUGCCGUGUCUGGGAAUAGUAAACAUACGAAACAUUGCGAUCAUCCAUGCCGACUCUCCCGGAAUCAUACCGUAGCAGCAGCACGUUCGCGCCGGGACAUGGACGACAAGGUUUAGGACCGCAUUUGCUGAUCGAUGCCGGGGACUUCGCGCGAUGAUGCAUAUCCAUACACACAAACCCAUACAUACGUACGUACAUGCAUGCACACAGUCCCUACAGCUUGCCCUUA
Messenger RNA from Dissoconium aciculare CBS 342.82, 908 nucleotides. RefSeq lists its product as uncharacterized. The record is from RefSeq and is a predicted model, not a curated record. The transcript has a single exon. The coding region runs from base 269 to 754 and encodes 161 amino acids. Lineage: Eukaryota; Fungi; Ascomycota; Dothideomycetes; Mycosphaerellales; Dissoconiaceae.